AUGUGCUCCGGGUGGUUGAGCUCUUGCUUCCAAAGCUACACCAGGACCACCAUCGAUGAGCUGGAAGUCCGCCGGAUGCAGCUGGGGGCUUUGCUUUUAGCCUGCUUUGCAGUGCAAGUCCUCCGACUCGUCACUGGGCAGCUGCUGUCCAUUCUUGGACUAAUGACCUGCCUGGCUGGAAACAAGGCGCGCUGCACUUUGUGUGACUGGGACCUGUGGGUCUUGGUCAUCAUGGCCAGUUGCGGGGCAGCCUUGGAUCUGGCCAGUCUUGCGGUCAACUUGGACAUUUUAGCUGGUUUCAAUCUGGACUGGAGGAUGGCCCCAUGCCGAAGAGUUGCAAUGACUGGCGCCAUCGUGGCACCUUUCUUGGAGAUUUGCUGUGUUCAGGUCGCUUUGUACAGCUACCUUCCCAGGGAUAAGUACUUCUUUGUGCCAACGAAUGGUCAGAGCUAUGGGCAUGUCAAUGCCUUGCGAGCCGCUGCGGGAGCCAGGCACAGCAGUUUCACGACCCCAGAGUGUCCUGACAAAUCUGCCAUCGAAUUCUUCACGGACCGCAUUCGUUCCAUUGUGCGUGGUGAGCCGGAGGAGGAAGCUGAUCCCUCAUCUGCCACGAAUUCCUUUCGCUGCCAGCAAUGCCAGGUGACGAUUUCAAGUGGCAGUCGUCUUGGCACUGGACAGUAUGCUGAUUGUGUUUAUUGUGAGGGCUGUUGGGCAGCGUGGCAUUCCACUUCAUCCACGACUUGA
Molecule: messenger RNA, 744 nt
Organism: Cladocopium goreaui
Lineage: Eukaryota; Dinophyceae; Suessiales; Symbiodiniaceae
Source: the annotation of a GenBank genome assembly